Opisthorchis viverrini is the source of this 116-nucleotide messenger RNA. RefSeq lists its product as hypothetical. The annotation marks the transcript as partial. The record is from RefSeq and is a predicted model, not a curated record. The transcript has a single exon. NCBI's taxonomy places the organism in Eukaryota, Metazoa, Platyhelminthes, Trematoda, Opisthorchiida, Opisthorchiidae.
AUGGGUGCUACAAGGCGUGGCAGUAGGGACCGAAUGGGUGCUACAAUUGAACACUCCGUAAUGAACAAGUCGUAUAAUGAACAUCUCGACCGGUUGCAUCCAACUGGGUUGCGUUG